Molecule: messenger RNA, 2037 nt
Organism: Arabidopsis lyrata subsp. lyrata
Lineage: Eukaryota; Viridiplantae; Streptophyta; Magnoliopsida; Brassicales; Brassicaceae
Exons: 4
Coding region: 98-784 (228 amino acids)
Cellular component (GO): nucleus
Source: RefSeq, a predicted model, not a curated record
AGGCCCAUUAUAAAAAUUACAAGGCCCAAUAUGAGUUAGGCGUCAAUUUCUUUAGUUCAUUUGUUUAUUCUAGUGGCAGUGGAGUGAAGAAGAAACAAUGUCGCCAAUUUCUAAAAUUCUCGGAGGAUGCAGGACACUGAUGGCGAAGGCGGUAACAAAUGCGACGGCUACCGGCGCCGGCUUUGAUCCAAGAGGAGAAAUACAUAAGAUUUUUCCAGUCUCAGAGUCGCUGGCUAGAUUCGUCGGCCAAAGCGAAAUCUCUUUUUCCACCGCCAUGGAGAAAGUGGAGCAGUAUACCGAUGAUCACGAUCUCUGGAAUCCGGAGAAUAUAGAGGAGAUACUGUGCGAUGAUAACUUGAAGACGAUAUUCGAUGGCAAAGAAAAAGUCGUCGGAGUCAGAGAGAUGACGGAGCUCUUGUUGCGACAUUUUCCUAACGUCAGGAAUAUGUCGGCGAAGGUGAAGGCUACCGGUGGAGGUACUAUAGAAAAAUGGGGGUUCAAUGACAUUGUGGAAGUCUCAGAGCCGCUGGCUAGAUUCGUCGGGAGAAGCGAAAUCUCUUUUGUCGCCGCCUUGAGAAAAUUGCUAGAGUAUACCAAAGAUCACGACCUCUUAGAUGAGGGUGUUACUCUGCUCGAGUUUCCCUGGAUUACGAAGUGUAGUAAAUGGCGGAUACGAUGCGAUGAUAACUUGAAGACGAUAUUCAAUGGCAAAGACAAAGUCGGAAACAAAGAGCUCUCUUCACUCUUGAUGCAACAUUUUCCUGACAGACGACUCGUUUGGUGAGGUGUAUCUCCUAGUAAACCAAUCCAAGAAAUGAGUUUGUUUUCUUUUGGUUCAUUUCAAAUGCGAAUGAAAAAAACUCUAGACCGAUUGAACUUUGGUAUGUGUUAAAAAAACAAAAGCUAACUCUUUGAUCCAUCUGCUAUAGAAUAUUAUGGUUUAGCUUUUGGAAAUAGUUUAUUUUUUUACACUUAAACAAUUCACAUAGUAAUAAAAGAGAUAGCAACGUGCAUUUUAUUUAAUAAUUAAUUUUGAGACAUGAGAAAAUUAAGGGAAAAUCAGCUACAUCGCUGUCCACCUUAUCCACUUGUACCCCAAUCCCUUUGGCAAAAACUUGUCACAACCCUUUUGAUCCAAAACCGACCAAUGGACACCAACAACAACCAGCAACCACCUCCCUCCGCCGCCGGAAUCCCUCCUCCUCCACCUGGAACCACCAUCUCCGCCGCCGGAGGAGGAGCUUCUUACCACCACCUUCUCCAACAACAACAACAACAGCUCCAACUAUUCUGGACCUACCAACGCCAAGAGAUCGAACAAGUUAACGAUUUCAAAAACCAUCAGCUUCCACUAGCUCGGAUCAAGAAGAUCAUGAAAGCCGAUGAAGAUGUUCGUAUGAUCUCCGCCGAAGCACCGAUUCUCUUCGCCAAAGCUUGUGAGCUUUUCAUUCUCGAGCUCACGAUCAGAUCUUGGCUUCACGCUGAGGAGAAUAAACGCCGUACGCUUCAGAAAAACGAUAUCGCUGCUGCUAUUACUAGGACUGAUAUCUUCGAUUUCCUUGUUGAUAUUGUUCCUAGAGAUGAGAUUAAGGAUGAGGCCGCUGUGCUCGGCGGUGGGAUGGUGGUGGCUCCCACCGCUAGCGGCGUGCCUUACUAUUAUCCGCCGAUGGGACAACCAGCUGGUCCUGGAGGGAUGAUGAUUGGGAGACCAGCUAUGGAUCCGAGUGGUGUUUAUGUGCAGCCUCCGUCUCAGGCGUGGCAGAGUGUUUGGCAGACUUCGCCGGGGACUGGAGAUGAUGUCUCUUACGGCAGUGGUGGAAGCACCGGUCUCGACGGCCAAGGUUAAACUCAAGAGUAUUCCAGAUGAUGCUUGAAGACAGCAGAUAUUAGUCGACUUUGCCUUGAAUUUUGGAUGUGUCUAAUAGAUUAUGCCUGAAUUCAAUUUAAAAGGCUUAAAAAGAGUAAAAAAAACUCUUAUUUCUCUCUGUUAACUUAUAUGCUAUUGCAGCAAACCAUCAUUGCUGUGACUUUGCCUAA